GCACAUUUGGAUCCUCUCCUGUCAGGGUCAGAGCAGGUGCCUGGUCUCCGGCAGUCGUCUGAGUGGCUUGGUGCAUUUCUUACUCAACCAUCUGUGGAGCUGUUGCUGUGCUGUACCGUGGUAACCAGCCUCUGAUCCCACAAUUUUCCAAGUGAGUCAUAACAGCAGUGGGCUUCUGUGGGAGAUCUGUUGUUCAAUGAACUUGGCACCUCAUCGAGGGCUCUGAAUUAAGAACAGGGUACCGGCUGAGAACCAGCCUCCUGCCUUUGAAGUUGACAGCCUAUCCUCUGCCCUCUGCAAGAGAACUCUCAGGGCAGAAAUUGGAGAGAUUUCCAUCCCUGGCAUCCUGAUUGGCAGUUAGUUCAAUGGGCCUUCCCCCAAGGAGGUGGCACGGGACUUUGGCCAACUUAACAGAUGGACAAGAACACUGUUGUCAGGUCUAAAUCGCAUCCCAGAAGUGGGGUGAAGGAUCAAGAUUGAGAUUGAUGUGAAGGUGUUGAAGACGUGAUCAGGAGGUGGAUAGAGGAGGCAGUGAAUGGGAAAUAUGGUGAAUGGUUGUGAAAGGAUGUUAUUAAAGACUUCAUUGCGAAGAAAGAACGUGGGGAGCUUUUGAUACAAAAGAUGGGAUCUUACAGAGAAGCUCUACUUGAAAAGACUGAGCUUGCCAAAAGCAGUGAUGGACACGUUCAUUUUGGUGAUGCAGUGUUACUUAUUAAUCCUGGUACUGAAACCAAACAUGCAACCAACAUCCAUCCACUUCGUCGUCCCAUGGCAUUGAAUAUGAAUGUUGAUCAAAGUAGAUUCCUGACAAGUACAAAGGUUGAUUCACCGUGUGAAGUGAGUGCCAGCCUGGACUUAAGCCCCACUAUUAGAAAUACUUUUGUUGUUACAAGUAUUGAUGGCAGUUGUGUUGGUGAACCUCUCCGAUAUGGACAGAGCUUUGCCCUCAGAACAUUGGAAGGGGUCUCUGGGCAGCUGUACCUGACAAGUGAUACCAAGUUAUUUGUGAAGUUUGCCAAAAGAUCCCGGAUGCAGCUCGUGAAUUUGUUAGAUGAGCUCUCAUUCCUAAGUUGUUGGCAGGUCUUAUACUUGGAUCCACAGUUGCGCCUUGAAUAUGAUGGAUACCCAGUACAAGCAAAUGUAAAAGUACUUAUCAACCAUGUCCGUACGAACCAGGCUUUAGCAGCUCUUCAGAAGUUCUCUUUCUGGACCGCAUUUGGAAGAGAAUAUGAAAUCACUACCAACACCUUCUAUGAUAGCCAUCGAGCUGAAGAGGACUUGAACCACUGGGUUAUUGUCACUGGAGAUCCUGGUGUCCCACAUGGCACCUUGUUUCAUGCACUUCCUCCCUUUUGUGAGGAUGAGAUGCCAACGAAGAAUCGUAGGCAGCCUUCACCUAGCUGCUCAACCCAACCGCCCACUUGUUAAUUGACAGAGCUAGAGCUAUUGUUUCUUCUAGUCUACUGAAUAGCAAAGUCUCACUUCCUCCUCUACAUUCCCCCAGUCAACAAUUCUGUCAACAGCAUUGGCAAUUAUGAGCCUCAGUACUAGCCAGGAGGAUCAUCAUCAAUUAGGACACAUUUUAAAAAGCUGCAAGUUUCUUCGAUUUCCUGCAAAAUAUUAUAGUGUUCAUUGCUAAACUUCUCUAAUUUGAUUGAAGUGCAACAAAAAAUCGGAAUGAUAAGCAAAGAUUAAAUACUGACAAAUGUAGGAGUACAUGAUUACACUUAUUUUAAUAAAUCAGCUAGUCUUUCAAGAGAAGUUUUUUGCAUUCUUCAACUUAUGGACAAUUAUAUAGACGUUAAAGGAAAACAGGAUCAUGUUUGGAUCUUGACUUUGUCAACAGUAGGCUUUCAAUGAAGUCUUUUUCAUUAUUCAUCUUAGUUCAUACACACAGACAUAUGAAAUAGGAGCAAAAGUAGGCCAUUCAGCCCCUUGAGUCUGCUCUAUCCUUCAAAAAUAUUGUGGCCGAUUUGUUUGUGUUUCGAAUUCCACAUUCUCAUCUACUCUCAAUAACCCUCAAUUCACUGGUCCAACAAGAAUCUAUCCACCUGUUUUAAAUGCAGUGACCCCACCUCCACUGCCUUCUGAGGCAGAGUGUUCCAAAGUCACACAAUCCUCUGAGAGAAAAUGUUUCUCCUCAUCUCUGUCCUGAAAGUCUGAGCACUAAUUAUAAAACUGUGAUCUCUAGUUCUGGACUGACACACAAGAGGAAAGACCCAUUCAAGACCAUUCAGAAUCUUGCACACUUCAAUCAAAUCACCCGUCUCUCUGCUAAACUUCAGUAGUAGUGAGCCCAACUUAUUCAACCUACCCACAGAAGACAGCCUGUAUAUUCUUGGUAUCAUUCCAGUUAUCCUCCUCUAAAUCACCUUCAAUGCAUUUACAUCUGUAAACAAGGAGACUAAAACUACACACAGUAUUUGAGAUGUGGUCUCACCAUUAUUCUGUAUAACUGAAGUGUA
Rhincodon typus (whale shark) is the source of this 2465-nucleotide messenger RNA. It is a transcript of the gene cfap161, whose product is annotated as cilia and flagella associated protein 161. The transcript is spliced from 7 exons. Gene Ontology annotation, biological process: cilium assembly. Gene Ontology annotation, cellular component: motile cilium. The record is from RefSeq and is a predicted model, not a curated record. Bases 622 to 1428 code for a protein of 268 amino acids. NCBI's taxonomy places the organism in Eukaryota, Metazoa, Chordata, Chondrichthyes, Orectolobiformes, Rhincodontidae.